UAAAAUUAGUCAUACUGAAAUGAUAGAAGACUCUUCAGAAGACAUAACAUAUGUUGUGUCUCUUCAUUUUUUAUUCCGUCUUUUUAUCAUUAAUACCCGGAUGUCGAUCAAAGUCCAUUUACUACGUAUUCUAAAAAAAGGUGUUCUAGGUGUUCGUUACAUUAAUAAUUCUAGUUUUGUUUACGAACCAAAGCUUUGAAUAAUGUUAUAGGUAAUUCAUCAUAUGCUGAAAUUCUGGAUUUUUGUUGUGAAGUUUCUCCCAUAAUGCAUUACUAAGAAUAAGAAUAAGUCUCCUGAUGAGUGAAUAUGAUGCUAUGGGUGUUAUGGUGUUUGAGCCUGAGCACAGUUUACGGUGUAACUGAUUUCUUCCUGGAAUAUCCAAACCCACAGGUCAAGUGGAGAUUGUGUGGUCAGCAGAAAGCUUCAUAUAUCUGUGAUCCUAACUUCAUUCUAGACCGUGGAGAUGUGGAAAAACUAGAGAUGCUUGCCAAAGAAAUGAAAACUUCCACCAAAUGCCUGUGUUCAGCAUGUCCUGAGGACACUAACGUUCAAAUUGGAAUCUUCAUUAAAUAUAAUCACUCAAAAGAGCUUACUGUAGAAAAUCCAGGAAACAAUUUAGCAGAAAUGAUAAGAAAAACAUGGCAUCUUGGCGCAUGUGACGACGACAUCAUAAUUGUUUUAGUCACGCAACUAAAUAUAACAGGUUUUAGCCUGGGUUCAUCUGUGCAAACUAUCCUACCAGAAGCGACAGCAGCUCAGAUUCUGCAGGACUGUCAGGUCCACUUUAAUUCCGGAUACUUUUACCAGGGACUGGAAUCCAUUGUCAAUUCCUUUAAUGACAUCAUCAUCCGGGAACAGAAGAAAAGUUCCGACAGUUACCGUGAACUUUUGAUUGGUCUCUUGAUCGGCUUCGCCGUGCUUCUCGUCAUAACAUCUUGUGCGUUUGCAUUCCACUUCCGACAGGUGAAAAGAAGAAAGAAAAGCUGCUCGAAUAUCUACGAAAAAGAUGUACAUCAACGCAACAGAAUGAAUCGGCCAGAUGUUGAUGAGCAACUUGAGAGACUGAACAAAAAAUCUGAAAUGGAUAGUGAAGAUGUAUGAAAUUCCUUUCUCUCAUCCCAUCAUUGAAAUUCCUUCUUCUUAUUCCAUCACAAGAUGGCUCUUUUUCAUCUACGAUGUGUUUAUUCUUAAAUAUUCAUCUUCAACAUUCCAAGAUUAGUUUUUAAAUUUGUCAUUCUAGUUCCACUGAACUUUAUUGCAACUGUAUUAUAUUUCUUAAAUAAUUAAAAUAUUUGUGAAAGUUUGCUUUUUAAA
Molecule: messenger RNA, 1314 nt
Organism: Parasteatoda tepidariorum (common house spider)
Lineage: Eukaryota; Metazoa; Arthropoda; Arachnida; Araneae; Theridiidae
Cellular component (GO): acetylcholine-gated channel complex; membrane
Source: RefSeq, a predicted model, not a curated record